AGCAGUUCAGUGGCCGCUUCUAGUGCGGCUCUUCGCAAAUGAGCAGAAAGGAGGCUAGGGCUCGCCUCCGCGCAUUUGAGCGAGCGGUGAGCCUCCGCUCGAUCGGCCACCCAGCCCAGGGCAGGAAACGGGUGGUGGUCGGCUGAGCCCGCGGUACCCGCCUCUGUCGCCGCCUCUACGGGCCCCGCUCUCGCCUCAGGGUCCCAUGAUGGCGUCGGCGUGGAUGGACCCGACGCGGGUGUCUGUGACCUUCGAUGAUGUGGCUGUGACUUUUACCCAGGAGGAGUGGGGGCAGCUGGACCUGGAUCAGAGGACCCUGUACCAGGAGGUGAUGCUGGAAAACUGUGGGCUUCUGGUGUCUCUGGGGUGUCCUGUUCCCAGAUCUGAGCUGAUCUACCAACUGGAGCAGGGGCAGGAGUUGUGGACAGUGAAGAAAGACCUCUCCCGAAGCACCUGUCCAGGUGACAAAGGAAAGCCCAAGACCACAGAACCUACCACUUGUGAGCCAGCCCUGUCUGAGGGAGUCUUAUUCCAGCAACAACUAAUACAAAGAGUUUCAGAGGACUCCCAGUUGGGCCAAAUCAAUGAUCAGGAAGGGUCACUGGAAAUGCAAGAAGGACACUUGAGACCAGAGAUAGAACCCCAGAAGGACAAGCUCCCUGGGAAACCAAGCUCUGAAUAUGGCAGCUUAGGGACACCUGGUGGUGUGUGUUCAAAGAUUGUAGAGGAGCCAGUCCCUCCAGGAGGUGCUGUCCAUGACCAUGACUCAUGUGGAUCUGGUAAUGAUCUCAUGAUUCAGGAAGAGGAAAGUAUUUUUAAAUGCAACGAAUGUGGGAAAAUUUUUAAUAAGAAACGCCUCCUUGCUCGACAUGAGAGGAUUCACUCUGGAGUGAAGCCCUAUGAAUGCACAGAGUGUGGGAAAACCUUUAGUAAGAGCACUUAUCUCCUUCAACACCACAUGGUCCACACCGGGGAGAAGCCCUAUAAGUGCAUGGAGUGUGGCAAGGCCUUCAACCGCAAGUCACACCUUACACAACACCAGCGGAUUCACAGUGGAGAAAAGCCUUAUAAAUGCAAUGAAUGUGGAAAGGCCUUCACCCACCGCUCCACUUUUGUUUUGCAUAACAGGAGCCACACUGGAGAAAAACCCUUUGUGUGCAAAGAAUGUGGAAAAGCCUUCCGAGAUAGGCCAGGUUUCAUUCGACACUACAUUAUCCACAGUGGUGAGAAUCCGUAUGAGUGCUUUGAAUGUGGCAAGGUCUUUAAACACAGGUCAUACCUCAUGUGGCACCAGCAGAUUCACACUGGGGAGAAGCCCUAUGAAUGCAGUGAAUGUGGGAAAGCCUUCUGUGAGAGCGCAGCCCUCAUUCACCACUAUGUCAUCCACACUGGGGAGAAGCCCUUUGAGUGCCUCGAGUGUGGGAAGGCCUUCAACCACAGGUCAUACCUCAAGAGGCACCAGCGGAUUCACACUGGGGAGAAGCCCUAUGUGUGCACUGAAUGUGGAAAGGCCUUCACCCACUGCUCCACUUUUAUCUUGCAUAAACGGGCCCACACUGGAGAGAAACCUUUUGAGUGCAAAGAAUGUGGGAAAGCCUUUAGCAAUCGGGCAGACCUCAUUCGGCACUUCAGCAUCCACACUGGAGAGAAGCCCUAUGAGUGCAUGGAGUGUGGGAAGGCGUUUAACCGCAGGUCAGGCCUCACCAGGCACCAGCGGAUUCACAGUGGAGAGAAGCCCUAUGAAUGCCUCGAGUGUGGGAAAACCUUCUGCUGGAGCACAAACCUCAUUCGACACUCCAUCAUCCACACUGGAGAGAAGCCCUAUGAGUGCAGUGAGUGUGGAAAGGCCUUCAGUCGCAGCUCAUCCCUCACUCAGCAUCAGAGGGUUCAUACUGGGAGAAACCCUGUCAGCGUGACAGAUGUGGGAAGAACCUUCACAAGUGGGCAGUCCUCAGUCAAUCUUCAAGAACUCCUAUUGGGGAAAGACUUUUUGCAUGUAACCACUGAGGAAAAUCUUUUGCCAGAGGAAACAUCUUACUCAGAGUCUGAUCAUUCAUACCAAAGAGAAACACCACAAUUUUCUUCCCUCGCCUGCCGGGGCCCCGACCCCGUCCCGGGAGCUCUGACGCGACGGCCUGGGCCUCGUGCGCAUUUUGCGCCUGGGAAACUGAGGCUCAGAGUGCGACCGUCGGCCGAGGUGACCCCUCCCAACCCCAACCCCCUCACCCCCCUGCUCUGGGCAGGAGGCGGGCGGCUGAAUCCUGGAGCCGCCUCUCUGGCCCCGCUCUCUCCUCACGGUCCCGUGAUGGCGGCGGGGUGGUUGGACCCGGCACGGAUGAUUGUUACUUAUGAGGACGUGGCCGUGACUUUUACCCAGGAGGAGUGGGGGCAGCUGGACCCCGCCCAGAGGACCCUGUACCAGGAGGUGAUGCUGGAGACCUGCGGGCUCCUGGUCUCUCUGGGAUGUCCUUUGCCCAAGCCAGAGCUGAUCCACCCACUGGAGCACAGCCCAGAGUUACAGACGUGGAAGAGAGGCCUCUCCCCAAGCUCCUGCCCAGUUCGGGAGUCUGGGAAAUCCAGGAUCAAGGGGCUGGCAGAUCUGGCAUCUGAUGAGGGCCUGCUCCUUGGUGUGCAGAUGGCAGGCUUCUCAUUCUGUCCUCACAUGGCAGAGAAAAGAAGCAAGCUCCUUAGUAUCUUUUCUGGUGGCAACACAAAAGCUGAUACCACAGAGCCUACCCCUUCUCACCGGGCGUUGUCUGAGGAAGUCUCACCCCAGGAACAACUGACUCAGCGAGCCUCAGGGGACUCCCUGUUGGGACAAACCAAGGAUCAGGAUGGGCCACUGGAAAUGCAUGAAGUCCACUUGAGACCAGGGAUGGACCCCCAGAGGGAGAAGCUCUCUGGGAAAAUGAGCCCUGAACAUGGUGGUUUAGGGACACAUGAUGGUCUUCACUCAAGGAUUGUUCAGCAGCGAGUCUUUCCAGGAGAUAUUCUUUAUGAAUGUGACUCACGUGGACCAGUGAAAGGACCCUUGAUACAUGAAGGGAAACACCUCUAUAAGUGUGAGGAAUGUGGGAAAGUUUUUAACAAGAAUUGCUUCCUUGUUCGACAUGAGCAGAUUCACUCUGGCGUGAAGCCCUAUGAAUGCACAGAGUGUGGGAAAACCUUUAUUAAGAGCACACACCUCCUCCAGCACCACAUGAUCCACACCAGGGAGAGGCCCUAUGAGUGCACAGAGUGCGGGAAGGCCUUCAACCGCAGGUCACACCUCACGAGGCACCAGCGGAUUCACACUGGAGAGAAGCCUUACAAGUGCAGUGAGUGUGGAAAGGCCUUCACCCACCGCUCCAAUUUAGUCUUACAUAACAGAAGCCACACUGGUGAAAAACCCUUUGUGUGCAAAGAAUGUGGGAAAGCCUUUCGAGAUAAGACAGGUUUCCUUCGACACUACAUCAUCCACACGGGAGAGAAGCCCUUUGAGUGUGUGGAGUGUGGGAAAUCCUUCAACCGCAGAUCACAUCUCACCUGGCACCAGCAGAUUCAUAGUGGAGUGAGACCCUUUGAAUGCAACGAAUGUGGGAAAGGCUUUUGUGACAGCACAGACCUCAUCCAACACUAUGUCAUCCACACUGGAGAGAAGCCAUACAAGUGCCUUGAGUGCGGGAAGGCCUUCUACCGCAGGUCACACCUCAAGCAGCACCAGCGGAGUCAUACCGGGGAGAAGCCCUAUGUGUGCGGUGAAUGUGGAAAGGCCUUUACCCACUGUUCCACUUUUAUCUUACAUAAAAGAGCCCACACUGGAGAAAAACCCUAUGAAUGCAAAGAAUGUGGGAAAGCCUUUAGUAAUCGGUCAGACCUCAUUCGACACUUCAGCAUCCACACUGAAGAGAAGCCUUAUGAGUGCAUGGAGUGUGGGAAAGCCUUUAACCGUAGGUCAUACCUCACCAGACACCAGCGGAUUCACAGUGGAGAGAAGCCCUAUGAAUGCAUGGAAUGUGGCAAAGCCUUUUGCCAAAGGGCAAACCUCAUUCGACAUGCCAUCAUCCACACUGGAGAGAAGCCCUACGUGUGCACUGAAUGCGGAAAGGCCUUUACCUACUGCUAUACUUUUAUCUUGCAUAAAAGGGCCCAUAUUGGAGAAAAACCUUUUGAGUGCAAAGAAUGUGGGAAAGCUUUUAGCACUAGGAAAGACCUCAUUCGACACAUUAGCAUCCAUGCUGGAGAGAAGCCCUAUGAGUGCAUGGAGUGCGGGAAGGCCUUUAACCGCAUGUCAGGCCUCACCAGGCACCAGCGGAUUCACAGUGGAGAGAAGCCCUAUGAAUGCCUCGAGUGUGGGAAAACCUUCUGCUGGAGCACAAGCCUCAUUCGACACUCCGUCAUCCACACAGGAGAGAAGCCCUAUGAGUGCAGUGAGUGUGGAAAGGCCUUCAGUCGCAACUCAUCCCUCACUCAGCAUCAGAGGGUUCAUACUGGGAGAAACCCUGUCAGUGUGACAGAUGUGGGAAGAACCUUCACAAGUGGGCAGUCCUCAGUCAGUCUUCAAGAACUCCUACUGGGGAAAGACUUUUUGCAUGUAACGACUGAGGAAAAUCUUUUGCCAGAGGUAGCAUCUUACUCAGAAUCUGAUCAUUCAUACCAAAGAGAAACCUCUCAUUUUUCUUCCCCAUGAGAAAAGCUAUUGCAGGAUAUCAGUUGUCAUCUAAAGAGUCAUCUUAGAAAUGGCCUCAGCCUAGAAACUUAUUCUGUAUCUGAAAAUUCACACAGGAGAGUGAUCCAAUCUUUAUUGUGCACUUAGCAAAACCCGCAGCCACAUCUUUCUCCUUAGCUUACGCUACAAAAUUAUCUCAGGGAUAUUUGUAAACAAAAGAGGAGGAGACGAGAAAAGAGAAAAAUGCAAACACAGUUUUCAGAUUUCAGUGAUGAGCCUGUGGCAAUUUGUCAUCCCUUCCUUAGUUUAGUUGAGGCAAGGGGAGUGUUGUUGCAGAGAUCAGAGGGCCUUGUUCCUUUUAUUUGUCUUGAAUAUACAUGCACCUGCUGUCCAGUGUCAGGAGAGUUAGUUGAGAAUAUGUCUGAAAAUAUUUACUGCAAGCCAACUUUGUUCUACAACAUCGUCUUUAUCCUUGAGUAGCAUAUGUCUUUAUGAGAAAUAUGAAGGCUUGACUUAUGAAAUACUUUCAUAUUUAAGGAGAUAAAGAUGUAUGUAUGAGUGGGCCCGUUUUACUGCAUAUUUAAGACUGAUUUUUUGAGAACAUACUGUGUCAUGUGUCUUUAACCACCCAACACUCAUACUUAAUCUACUUGUUCAUUCUUUUUUUUUCUGUGGGGUGACAAUGACAGUGUAGCUGUGCGACCUUUCCAGAUGAAUCCCAGUUCUUCCCUCUGAUUCCUCCUUAGAGAGGUUUCUUCAGGUCCACCUCAGUGACUUUCUAGAGGUUGAAUUAGAGCCAGAACAAAAUAAAACACAUAGCUAAAUUAAGCUAAAGGAUAAUGAUACAUGCAGAGAGGUAGUCUCAUUUUUAAUCUUACAAAAGAUUGUGUGAAGAGUCACUGUCAAAGAAAGUGACUAGAAUUUUAACAGAUGAUAUGAGCAUGUGUGGGUGCAGGUACAUGUGUGUUCCACAGUUGUUGCCACUGGCUUAGUCCCAGUAUAAUGACUAAAUGACUAGUAUCUUUUGUCAGGGUAUUUUGAAAUUACUUCUUUGGAGUUUUGGUUUUUUUUGUUUUUGUUUUGUUUUUUGGUUUUUUUUUUUUUUUUUUGAGCAACGUGGUAGUAUUCCUUCAUGUUAAGAAAUAUACUGUACAGAAAGACAUAAAAAUAAUCAUGCAUUCACUCUGAACCCUCCUCAGGGCCUUUCAAAUGACUGCAUGUCUAGUUUUGUAUUCCCAUUGAAGGCCAAGUCAUUUUUGUUAUGUUAAUCCAUGGCAUUAUUGUGAAGGCCCCUUCUUCAUGCUUUUCAUGUCUUGUCUAAGAAGUCUUCAGCAAGCUCUAGGUCCUGAAUAUUUUCUCCUAAAAGUCUUAUAGUUUUACCUUUUAUAUAUAUAUAUAUAUAUAUAUUUUUUUUU
Molecule: messenger RNA, 6063 nt
Organism: Globicephala melas (long-finned pilot whale)
Lineage: Eukaryota; Metazoa; Chordata; Mammalia; Artiodactyla; Delphinidae
Product: zinc finger protein 805
Biological process (GO): regulation of transcription by RNA polymerase II
Cellular component (GO): nucleus
Molecular function (GO): RNA polymerase II cis-regulatory region sequence-specific DNA binding; DNA-binding transcription factor activity, RNA polymerase II-specific
Source: RefSeq, a predicted model, not a curated record